AUGUGUCAGCAGCUGCUUGAGUGGGUCAUGCGCGAAGCGUUCGAGGAACAGCAUGCUCCAGACCUCACCGCAAGCGCAGAUCCGCCACCACAACUUCCAUCCACGCACCUUGAACUCCAAUACUUGACAUAUCCCUACUUCAUCGCUGCGUUCUUUCCAUGCGGGUCAAUGGGGCAGAACCAAGAAGUUCGUUGGGAAACUGAGGCGCGAAGUAGGCGCGCGCACGGUUUGGGAAGAGCCUAUGUAUGGGAAGAGGAGUCUGUGUUUGGGAUUGGAGAGGUUCAGCUUGCUAUUAAGGAGCCGAGAAGGAAGCGGGGGAAAGGGUCAUGCAGGAAAGGGCCGGCUUUUGAUGCGUGGAAGGGGGAUGUGCUUGAGGACGUGGAGGACGGUUAUGAGUCUGACCAGUGGGGUUCUCGCAAGCCGAGGCCAAAAUAUCGGGAACGAGACUCAGAAGUGGUCACAGGGCUGAACGAUUUGCUAUUAGAUGGCAAGGUAUCAGGCAAGAACCAGCUAGAAUUCAAAUAA
Molecule: messenger RNA, 525 nt
Organism: Suillus subaureus
Lineage: Eukaryota; Fungi; Basidiomycota; Agaricomycetes; Boletales; Suillaceae
Exons: 3
Coding region: 1-525 (174 amino acids)
Source: RefSeq, a predicted model, not a curated record